AUGUUCUUCAACUUUGCAAUUCUUCUAGCUGGCGCUGGUUUCGCCGUUGCUCAAUCGGGACUCUCUUCGCAGUGCCAGAGUGCACUGCUUAACAUUUCAACCUCGUCCAGUGCCGCAUGUUUGAAUCCAUCAGGACUUAUCUCGCUCGUUAUCACGAACUCAAACUCAAGUUCGAUUAUUCCUGGUGUCAACACCUGGAUUUCGGGCUUGUGCUCUCAAGCCGCCUGUAGUAACUCGACCCUCCAAACUGUCGUAACAGACGUCAUUUCGGGAUGUUCUACUGAUCUCUCGAGUCUUGGAGUAAUUACCACCGAUCCCACUGCUAUUGUCACAUCCAUUCAGGCCUCUUACCCUACUGUUCGACAGCUUUUGUGUUUGACAGACAUUUUGUUGACCACUCAUUGUGUUCCUGAGGUGCUCACGGGCAUACAGUCUGCCACGACGACUCUUUCGCUAAAUAGCAUAAUCACACUUGUCACAAAAUUGGUGUCCGGUCGGAGCACUGGAAUUCCCUCGAGUGCUAUCUGCACCAAUUGCACUAAGGCCGCCUAUACCGUCCUUAGUCAGGGUCUUCCUGGUAUUGCUACCGCUGCUCAAAGUUCAUUCUCAUCCGAAUGUGGUGCCAACUACACAGAUGGUCAGAUGCCUUCUAGUAUUCAGGCGACAGCAGGCAAUUCCUCGUCAACAACCAGCAGUAGUGGUGCUAUUGCGCUUUCUGUUGGUAGUCUCAAAAUGGGUGCUGCUGCUGUUGCAGCCGUUUCAGCCGCCUUUGCAAUCUUUGCUUAA
This is a messenger RNA of Suillus plorans, 786 nucleotides long. RefSeq lists its product as uncharacterized. The record is from RefSeq and is a predicted model, not a curated record. NCBI's taxonomy places the organism in Eukaryota, Fungi, Basidiomycota, Agaricomycetes, Boletales, Suillaceae. The coding region runs from base 1 to 786 and encodes 261 amino acids. The transcript has 4 exons.